AGAAGUGGCAAACUACUACACUCUGAUCUUAGCCAAAGUGCCGAGAAGGGGUCGGAAAGUAUAACGCUGCAUAGUCUGUCAAGUAUUUUUUUUUUACAGCAAAGGAGACAGCACAAGGGCACAAAAAAGGAAACAAUGAUAAAAAAAAGCCCGCUACUUGCUGCUCCUGUAAAGAAUCCGAAGAGGUGGCCGAAAGGGGUGUCAAUUACUUGAUAUGGAUUAAAGUCAUGCAUGGGUGUGGCUGAAAGGAAAGGUUCAGAUGACGAGAUGAUGAAACGCUACGCCAAGGCCAGGAGUCAGCGCGAAGCCUUCCUGAGAGAACGAUUGGUGUGUCAGCGUCGUAAUCAAUAAACUUCAAAGCUCUUCAGGAGUGCUUGGGAUCAGAAGGACAAAACCAAGGGAUUGACAUCAGGCGAGAGGGAGCGCGUCGGCACUAACACCCUGGAACAGCAGUUUAGCAGAGAGCUUGUCGCCUUUACUUGAUUUGUGUCCCCCGCGGUGUUAAUAGUGUGGGAUUAAGAGGAAACAUGACUGACGGAUGAGCGCUAAGGAAGGGGGAGCACGGCGCUUAGUGGAGGCCUCGUCUCUUUGUGUUGUCCCGCCGGUGCAUUACGUCUGUGGUUCCCAGGCAGCACACGCGGUCAUCAGAGCAAUGGUUCGGCAAUUAAGUCCAGAAGCAACAGGAUUCAUGACGCCGGGUGUGCAACGAGCCGUGUGUGUGGGCGCGGCGCCGAUCGCCCACACGCCCACGUUCGAGUAGGAGGAGGGUCAGCUGAGGGAGGACAGCGGCCCCGCCCCCGCCCCACCCUCCUUCCGCCCCGCCUCGCCUGCCCUCCUGCCUCAGUUGGCGGCCGAGGACGGUCGUGUACACGUCGCCGCCACUUGCUCCGGACCCGCGCGCCACACAUUGAGGCGCCACGCCACCCCCACGCCAUCACGACACACUGGUGUGCACGGUGCCCAACGCGACCACUCACAAGAGGUAAAAACAAACACCCGAAACUAUUCCUGGAAAGUUUAGGGCCGCGACACGCGAGACUUGACCAAAAGUUUGACAGCUGCCGCGUCGCGAUGAUGGGAAUGGAGUGAGGGAGCGACGAGGCGCCCGCCGCCCCAGGACGCCCCAGCUGGCUGUCCCUCCGCUCCCCUCGUGCCCAGGACGAACGCCUCAGCCCGCGAGGCUGCUGAUGCUCGGGACGAUGAUGGGUUGGCGAGGCUGAGGCUGAGGCCGAGUGUCGCGCCUCACUGUGCUUCGUCUGAACUCAGUCGCUCGUCAGCCCCGCGAGGGUGAGGCUGCGUCGCUCAGAGGGACACGGUAGCGCUGAGGAGUGGGUCAGGAUUUUCUCGGUCAUUAAAACAAAACUUGUGUAAUAUUUCUGUAAAAAGUUAAAUUUACGAGACUCCCUCUUGACCUGCUAAACUUUUGGAUCCGUCUGUCAUGAAGUGAAGACGAGGCGCUCUGCUUGAGUCCGGGGAGCGAUGAGGCCCAGCUUGACACAGGGAUAAAUGAUGCACACCGCACACACUCUCCGCCUCAUGACGGCGGCCGCGACGCUCCGCGCGCACCACACAGACUCUCGGGCGUGAGCGGAAAAGACACUGACUGACUGACUGACCCGAUCGCCGAAAGGAACAUGGAGUAACGCAUCGCGGGUUGAGGGCAAAAACAACCAAAGAGGCGACCGUACUGUUGAGCGUGUGGCGUGACCCAGUGACUUCCUUCCUCAGUCCUUCUCUUCCUACCGUGGAGAGCCAUCAUGGAGCUCAUGGCGGGGCCCAUCAUGGACAUUGAGGGCUCGGGGAACAUCACGGCGGCACCCGAAUGGUGGAACGUCACGAACGUGGACGUGGACGUGUCGGUGAACUGUUCACGGACCUUUUGCCCCGUGACGAACGUGACGAAUAGCACGUGCGUGGAGUGUCCGUUGCUGGACGAAGAGGGCAACAAGUACAACCUGCCGUGGUGGAACGAGCUCAUCUGGUACGUGGUGUUCAUGGGCAUGGUGAUCGUGGCCACGGGCGGCAACACCAUCGUCAUCUGGAUAGUGCUGGCGGACAGACGCAUGCGCACCGUCACCAACAUCUUCCUCGUCAACCUCUCGGUGGCCGACGCCAUGGUCUCCACCCUCAACGUGAUCUUCAACUUCACCUACAUGCUCAACCUCAAUUGGCGAUUCGGCUUCGUGUACUGCAAGAUCAGCCAGUUCGUGUCCAUCCUGUCCAUCUGCGCCUCCGUCUUCACCCUCAUGGCCAUCUCCUUCGACAGGUAGGUAACACACGCGUCUCGCUGCCUCUCUCCUUCAGGCUCUUCAUCUCUGCCCUCCGUCUUUCCUUCCACUCACCAGCGGCACUCACCGGGCAGGAUGAAUAGGAGCAAAGAGGCGAAAGUUACGAGCUAUCUUCAGUAUAUGCGUAUACGUGCGUUCAUACAUUUACAUAUACUAAUACAUACAUACAUACAUACAUAUAUACACACAG
This is a messenger RNA of Eriocheir sinensis (Chinese mitten crab), 2478 nucleotides long. Its product is annotated as tachykinin-like peptides receptor 99D. The transcript has a single exon. The record is from RefSeq and is a predicted model, not a curated record. Gene Ontology annotation, cellular component: plasma membrane. The coding region runs from base 1758 to 2270 and encodes 170 amino acids. Gene Ontology annotation, biological process: G protein-coupled receptor signaling pathway. Lineage: Eukaryota; Metazoa; Arthropoda; Malacostraca; Decapoda; Varunidae. Gene Ontology annotation, molecular function: tachykinin receptor activity; neuropeptide Y receptor activity.